Messenger RNA from Chlorella variabilis, 2793 nucleotides. RefSeq lists its product as hypothetical. Bases 1 to 2793 code for a protein of 930 amino acids. The transcript has 9 exons. The record is from RefSeq and is a predicted model, not a curated record. NCBI's taxonomy places the organism in Eukaryota, Viridiplantae, Chlorophyta, Trebouxiophyceae, Chlorellales, Chlorellaceae.
AUGGGGCCAGACCAGGCUGCGCCAGUUUCGCUCGACCUGGCGGGCUUCCAGGCGCUCAUAGCGCAGCCCCUGUUGCUGCAGGGCCCGUUACAAGCCGUGCUGGAGCUGCUGUUCGGUACGCUCAAGUCGCAGGCGGCAGCAAUUGGCGAGCUGCAGGGGCAGGUGGCCGGGCUGGACGGCCAGGCGGCGGCGCUCGCCGCCGCCGGUGCGGAUGCAGACGAGCGCGGCCAGGGCGCCGCGGCGGCGCUGCGCCAGCUGCAGUCGCGGCUGGAGGCGCACGAGGCGGCGGCAGCGCGGGAGCGGCGCGAGGCCAGCACCCGGCUGGAGGCGCUGGAGCGGCGGCUGCACGGCGCCAGCAACGUGGCUGGAAGGCAGGCGGCCCUGGAUGACAUAGCAUCCAUGCUGGGCGUGGCGGUGCCGGAGCCGGCGGUGCCCCUGGCCCCACAGGCCGAUCCGGCGGCCUGUGCGGUGGCUGCACCAUCCCCGCCGCCGCCUGCCUCCGCACACGUCUCUGCCGACGCCCUGGCAGAGCCCGACAGCUUUGCCCACCCUACCAACGGCAGGCGCAGCCAGAGCGGUGGCGCGGCUGUUGAUGCCGAAGGCACUGCCGGCCGUGGAGCACCAGCCGAAGGCUCGUACGUGGCCGUGGAGGCAGGGGCAGGCACGGAGGCAGACAGCGAGGGUGACAGCGCUGCGGCGGCGGAUCCAGAGGGUACAGAUCGGCAAGCGGGCUGGGAGGAGGAGGCCCCAGAGGCCGCAGAUGAGGCGGCGGCAGAGCACUGCAUUGCUGGGAGGGCCAAGCCUGCGACCGCAGGACAGGCACCACCCAGCCCCGCCUCCUCCCCAACCCGCCGCCUCAGCCAGCUGGGCAGGUCGCAGCAGGGCAGGCCGCGGGCGGCCUCGCUGCCGCUGGGCCCCGCAUCCGCCGCCGCCGGCGCUGCCGAGCCAGCGGGGCAGGCACCAGCUGCAGCGGCCGGUCAGGAGGAGGGCCUGGGCGGGUUUGGGGCCAGCGCAGCAGAAGGCGCGAGCGAGGCCUCACUGGCGCCACCCUUUGGAGGCUCGGCGCCGGUCACGGGCAGGCGCAAGACAGGCGAGCACGAGGCCUCUCGCAAGCUGCUGGAGGUGGUGGCACUGCUGCGCAAGCGCCCCAGCAUCCAGGAGACGGGCCUGCUGUGGCAGCUGCAGGCCUCGCUGCACGAGACGGCGGAGGAGCAGGAGCGGCUCAAGGGGGAGGUGAGGGCCCUGCAAGAGCAGCUGCAGGAGCAGCUGGCCUGCUCCGCCCGGCAGCUCGACGCGGUGCAGCCGCCGGCGGCCGGCGGCGGCAGCCUGCCCGCGGCGCCCGCUCCCUCUGGGGCUUCCAUAGAGGAGUUCAAGGUGCUGGAGGAUCGGGUGGAUGUGCUGGGCUGCGAGGCCCAGCAGGGCGCCCAGAGGCUGGUCCGCCUGGAGGGUCAGGUGCAGGAAAGCUCCAAGCGGCUGGCGCGGCUGGAGGACGCGGCAGAGGCGGGGCAGGCGGCCGCCAGCCUGGCGCGCGCAUCCUCCAGCGGUACCGCGGGCGACGCGCUGGCCGCCCUGCAGGGCCACCUGCUGGCGCAGCAGCAGAAGCUGCAGGCGCAUGCGGAUUCGCUGGCGGCGGGCAUCCGGCAGGGGCUGGCGGGCCAGGUGCACAACGCGGUGACGGGGGCGGUGGGCGAGGUGGGGCGCCGCCUGUCGGAGCGGCUGGCCACUCGGCAGGACCUGCAGGCGCUGUCCUACAAGGUGACGGGCAAGGUGUCUCGGGAGGAGGUGGAGCGCAUGCUGAGGGCGCACCGGGCGGCGGCUGCGGCGGCCGCGCAGACCGCGGUGGACCCUGCAUGGGCGGGCCCCGCCGCCGGCAUGAAGUUCAAGUGUAUCAGCUGCGAUGCCGACUUGCAGCCCUUCCUGUUUGCGGCUGCUGCCGGGGCGCUGGGCGGCGGCGGGCAGAACGGCGGUACCGCAGACCUGCGGUACUGCCAGCUCCCCGCCGCCUCCCCGCCGCGCAACCCGGGCCAGCCCUGGACGGCCGCCGUGGCGGGGGCCGCGGGGCCGGGCGCUCGCCCAGACUCGGCGGCUCCGCUGAGCGGCGGCAGCGGCGGCGACAGCUGUGGGCAGGCAGGCACGCACGUGCAGCCGCCUGCGCCGCAGCAGUCGGGGGUGCUCAGCUCCAGGCCAUCUACUGGUGCCUCGCGGCUAGGCGCCCCCGUCAGCUGGAUGCACCGCAUGCGGCGCGACACGGGCGGCAGCAGCCACGACGCCCCCGCCGGCGCAGCAGCCGCUGCCUUGGCAGCCACGCCGCCGGCGGGGUCGCGCCGCGAGAGCGUGAACAGCGCCGCCGAGCUGCAGCAGCAGCCCUCGCUGACGAGCGUGGCCCUGCGCAGGCCGCAGACCGCCUCUCCCGUGGGCGGCGGCACCCCUCGCCAGCCACAGCCACAGCCACAGCCACAGCCACAGCAGCAGCAGCAGCAGCAGCAGCAGCCGCAGCAGGAGGGUGAGCAGGCAGAGGGCAGCGACGACUUCUAUACUUCCAUCAGAGAGGAGCCUGCUGGCGCUGAGGCCGCAGCAGCAGAGGAGCCCUCCCGUGCCUCCCUGGCCAGCAGCGCCAGCAGCUGCGGCGGCGGCGGCAAGGGCGGAGCUCUGCCAGCCCUGGCCUCUCCCCCCGGCUGCAUCAAGGCCGCGCGGCCCGCCACCGCGGCGCUGCCCGCGGCAGGCGACUGGGAGCUGGCGCGGCUGGGCAACAAGCGCAAGACCACCGGCGCAGCCGGCGGGCUGGUGCACUAG